GCUUGCAUUAUUGUUAUCGGCGAUAGGUAUCUCGAAAUAAUUUCGGUUUUUGUAGGUAUUUUGGGUUGUGUAAAGGUGAGAGUAUAAUAAGUGAUCUUUCAUAAGUCGUAAUAUGGACUCCCUUUUUGAUGAGUGGAUGACGUUUUUGUGUGAGAAACGGGUGUGGCGGCCGGUGGGUAGAAUUGGAAUGGGAUGGAAGAUGAGAAAGUAAAGCAAGAGACCAUGGAGGUAGAAAUCAAACUUGAAGACAUAAAUCCCAAUAUCACAUGCAAGAUUUGUAAAGGUUACUUUGUUGAUGCAACAACAAUAACAGAAUGCCUGCAUACAUUUUGCAAGAGUUGUCUGGUGAAGCACCUGGAGGAGAGGAACACAUGUCCAGAGUGCAACAGCAUCAUCCACCAGUCGCACCCACUGCAGUACAUCAGCUUCGACAGGACCAUGCAGGACAUUGUCUACAAACUGGUGCCAAACAUUUUGGAAGACGAGAUGGAGCGGGAACGGGCGUUCUACAAGUCGCGCGGCCUGCCCAACCCGAAGGACCAGACCGGGCAGGAUGACGAGGCCAACGGUGGCACAGAGGAGGCCGUCAAGGGACAGGACUACCACAGGCUGGACGAACAGGUCAACAUAUCCCUGGAGUGUUCCAGUUCAAAACUGAGCAAGCUCAGUCGAGAGCACAUCCGCUGUUCAGCACAAGCAACCAUCACCCACCUCAAGAAGUUUGUCGCGCUCAAAAUCCUCAACAGUAUGGACAAGUACAAAGAGAUCGACAUUUUCUGCAACGACGAGAUGCUGGGGAAGGACCAUACGCUCAAGUUUGUGUUUGUGACUCGCUGGAGGUUCAAAGACCCACCGAUGCAGCUGUGCUAUCAGCCGCGCGUCGACGUCUGACAGCGACGCUCCUCUCGUGUGUCCGGACAAUGGCGGAUUGCCGCCGGUCGGCGCCUCUCUCAGGACGUGGUGAUUCAAACAGAGGACGCUACCGGCUGGCACCGCCUCCCUGUAAAUCGCUGUGACAUCGACGAGUUUUGUGCGACCGAGAGGCCUCUUCUGUGUCGGGGAGACACCGGCGUCUGUGAACGUAGAGGUUCCGGGGGUUAUGUAGAGGCCAGAGAGGCACCCACCGAUGGGCCUCCACUCCUAGCAGAGGCGCGAUCUGAUGGACAAUGGACAUGUCUCGCCGGUGCAUGUCCUCCCGAGAACGACGUCAAUGCAGCUCUUCGCAGUCUGCGAGAUGGAGACCUGAUUGAAGCCUGCGGGGUAUCCCCCGACACCUUAGAGACUCACGGAUCCUCAGUUCGGAUGUGCGGAUUCUGUUCAACUUUCGACAAGACAGAGCUUGCUCAGUUAUGAGCUUUUUUCGAUAAAGAAUGCUCGUCUGACCAGAUCUCAUUCAUAUAAUCAUCGUUAAAAACACGGCUCUGGUGCGAUCAUUGUAUUUGAAAAGUAACAACUUCUCUUCCAGCUCUGCUCCGUGAAUGCAGUUGGUAUGGAGCUACGAGAGCUGAGCUGCACUUAAAAUUAUUGUCCUUUUCGUGUCGAAACUUCUCUUUAUGGGUGUGUUAUGUGAAGGUCGAGUUUAGGUGCGAGGCGUUUGGGUGCGCGUCUUUGAGUGGAUAUCGCAGAUGUGAUGAUGUUCUAUGAUCACCGGACAUCUACCUGCGUAUGCUACGAGUUGCACGCGCCUUGUCCUCGUAUUGUGCAUGACAUGGUAAUCGUUCGAUGUAUUUGCUACAGGUGUUUUGUAUUAUGAUAUGUGCUGGUGGCCAUUUGCGAGAAAGUGUAAAUUUUUGUUAUGAAUGCUUUAAUACAGUGUAUUGUAUGCA
Amphibalanus amphitrite is the source of this 1826-nucleotide messenger RNA. Its product is annotated as polycomb group RING finger protein 3-like. NCBI's taxonomy places the organism in Eukaryota, Metazoa, Arthropoda, Thecostraca, Balanomorpha, Balanidae. Gene Ontology annotation, cellular component: PRC1 complex. The coding region runs from base 193 to 891 and encodes 232 amino acids. The transcript has 6 exons. Gene Ontology annotation, biological process: regulation of transcription by RNA polymerase II. The record is from RefSeq and is a predicted model, not a curated record.